AUGGAUGUCUUGAGAGAAGGAAGAUUUGUGAACAAACCACCACUUCUGGAAGGUGUCAAUUACCCCUAUUGGAAGGCUCGCAUGAAAGCUUUUAUUAAAGCUAUUGACGAGAAGACAUGGCGAUCUAUCUUAACCGGAUGGACUCAUCCAACAACUAAAGAUGAUAAAGGCACGGAUACUGUAAAGGCUUCAAAGCUUCAAAUGCUCACAACUCGCUUUGAACGUUUACGAAUGGAGGAGGAUGAGUGCAUUGCUGAUUUCAACUCAAAGCUUUGUGAUAUUGCCAACGAAGCCUUUGCCCUUGGAGAAAAAUAUACUGACGCCAAAUUGGUGAAGAAGACCUUGAGAUCACUUCCGGCACGUUUUGCUUACAAAGUGACAGCCAUCGAAGAAGCAAAAAACGUGGAGAAGAUGAGACUUGAUGAACUCAUAGGUAAUCUUCAAACCUUUGAGAUGAACUUUAAAGCUAAAAAGAAAAGUAGAGGCAUUGCUCUUAAUGCAGAUUAUGAUGAGAUGUCCACCAAAGAUGAGACCGACGAAGAUGAGGACUUGAGUGAGUCUCUUACUUUUCUCACCAAAAAAUUCAAUGAAAUGCUGAGAAAGUUCAACAAGAAAGGGAGAUUUGGAGAGAAUUCAAAGAACAAAAAUUCUCAAAAGAAGAAUUUUAAUUCUCAACGGUUUGAAGAUAAGAAAAGAAAAGAGGGAAUACAAUGCCGAGAAUGUGAAGGAUUUGGACAUGUUCAAGCGAAGUGUGCAAACACUCUCAAGAAGAAAAAUAAGGCUGCCACGGCGUCAUGGAGUGAUGAUUCAGACGAAAAUCAAGAGGAUGCAGAUGAUCACACCAGCAAUUAUGUGGCUUUCACUGUAACAAAUGAAUUCUCGGAUAAAAAUUUAUUUUUCACUGAUAAUGUUGUUACAGAGUCUGUUGCAACAGUGUCUGCAACAACCUCUGGUAGAAUUGUUGAUGAUACAGAUUUCGGGGAUGAAACUGAAGAUGACAGUGACGAUGAUGACCUAAGCCUUGGGAAGAUUCAGGAGGCUUAUAAGAAGAUGUACAGCAAAUGGCUUGUUGUUUGCAAACGAAACAAAUCACUUGAAGAUGAAGUUGGUGUCUUAACAAAGGAAAGAGAUGAGUUGAAGAAGGCUGCAACAAAUUAUGAAAUCUUGGCAACAAAGCAUCAAGGAAAGCUUGCUGAGACUAGACUCGAAUUGGAGCAGACCCAGAAGAAUUUAAGGAUGCUAAACUCGGGCACAUCAAAAUUGGAUCACUUACUCUCACAACAAAAAAACUUGUGGUGA
Morus notabilis is the source of this 1299-nucleotide messenger RNA. RefSeq lists its product as uncharacterized. Lineage: Eukaryota; Viridiplantae; Streptophyta; Magnoliopsida; Rosales; Moraceae. The transcript is spliced from 2 exons. Bases 1 to 1299 code for a protein of 432 amino acids. The record is from RefSeq and is a predicted model, not a curated record.